AUGCCCUCUGCGGACUGGGACCUGGCUCUCACCGAGCUCAUCUUCUACAGCCCCACCGUUGUCCCCCUCGCCUACUGCCUCUGGCGGCACCGCAGCGUCGGAAUCACAGGCUGGAUCUACCUCCUCAUCUUCGUCUCGCUUCAGUUGAUCUCAACGGGCAUGAUCGUCCACGCAGGUCCAAACGGCACCCCACCCACGACAGCCUUGAUCGUGUCGAGCGUAGCGCUCUCCCCGCUCUUACUCGGCAUCGCGGGCAUUGUGCAUGAAUGGACAAAGAUCGCCGGCCGGGUCAAGAACGAGAGAGAGCGCAAGUGGGCCCUCAUCAUCCUCCUGCUGUACCACGUGCUCGUCGGUGGCGCGAUCGCCAUCUACGCCGUUGGUGCUUCGAAUACUUUGACACAGUCCAACUUCUCCAACUCCAGCGGCGUGGCGCUAUGGCGAGCUGGCAUCCUCAUCCUCCUAGCAUCAUGGGUGUUGCUCUGCGUGGUCUUUGCUGCACUCGCAUGGUACGUGAGAGGAGACUCGUGUCGCGCCUUCACCUGGCCCAUUGCCUUCUCCCUGACCUUGCUCGGAAGCCGAAUGGUCUACCAGUGCGUCGCGACAUUCGACUACAUGAUUCCUGCUCUCAAUCCGUUGCGAGGCAGCCUGGCACUCCGUGUCAUUUUCGACUUCUUGGUGGGAGCUUUGAUUGUUGCGGCCAUGGUGACGGGCGGUAUCCUCUCGCUGGAACGAAUUGGAAGGAAAGGGGGCCAUGGUGUAGAACUUGGGGCUAGUCAAAGGGCAAGUGAUGUCUGA
Messenger RNA from Neohortaea acidophila, 795 nucleotides. RefSeq lists its product as uncharacterized. Lineage: Eukaryota; Fungi; Ascomycota; Dothideomycetes; Mycosphaerellales; Teratosphaeriaceae. Bases 1 to 795 code for a protein of 264 amino acids. The record is from RefSeq and is a predicted model, not a curated record. The transcript has a single exon.